Suncus etruscus (white-toothed pygmy shrew) is the source of this 1655-nucleotide messenger RNA. It is a transcript of the gene HECA, whose product is annotated as hdc homolog, cell cycle regulator. The transcript has 4 exons. The record is from RefSeq and is a predicted model, not a curated record. NCBI's taxonomy places the organism in Eukaryota, Metazoa, Chordata, Mammalia, Eulipotyphla, Soricidae. The coding region runs from base 1 to 1566 and encodes 521 amino acids.
AUGCCCACGGCCAAGGGCUGCCGCGGCCGCAAGGGCCGGCGCGCCAACAGCAGCGGCGACGAGCAGGAGAACGCGGCGGCGGGCCCGGCGGCGGGCGCGGCGGGCGGCGACUCGGGCGGCGACUCGGGCUCCGGCGCGGGCGCGGGCUGCGGCUCCGGCUCGGCCUCCGCGGCGGGCGCGGGCGCGGCGGGGGACGCCAGGACGGAGGCCCCCUGUGCCACACCCUUGAUCUGCAGCUUCGGGAGGCCGGUGGACCUGGAGAAGGACGAUUACCAGAAGGUGGUGUGCAACAACGAGCAGUGCCCGGGCAGCACCUGGAUGCACCUGCAGUGCUUCUACGAGUGGGAGAGCAGCAUCCUGGUCCAGUUCAACUGCAUCGGCCGGGCCCGCAGCUGGAACGAGAAGCAGUGCCGCCAGAACAUGUGGACCAAGAGGGGCUACGACCUGGCCUUCCGCUUCUGCUCCUGCCGCUGUGGCCAGGGCCACCUCAAGAAGGACACCGACUGGUACCAGGUGAAGCGCAUGCAGGAGGAGAAGAAGAAGAAGGCGGGCGUGGAGAAGAACACCGGCCGGCCGCUGGGGGAGGCUGCUGGGGAGGAGGCCAAGAAGUGCCGGCCCCCAGCCAAGCCCCCCAAAGGCCUGGGCCACGACGGGGGCCCACGGCGGCAUUCCCUGGACCGGCAGAACUCGCAGGAGAAGGGCUACGGCGGGACCCGCUCGCCCUGUGGCUCCCCCGGCCAGUCUCCCCCAGCCGGCUACUCCAUCCUGGCCCCAGCCCACUUUGGGGGGCCCCGGGCCUCCCGCUACCUCGGGGAGUUCCUCAAGAACGCCAUCCACCUGGAGCCCCACAAAAAGGCCCUGGGCGCAGGCCACAUGUUCCGACACAGCCACCUGGACUAUGGCCCGGCUGCAGCUGGCCUGUCGGGGCACCGGGGUGCCCACCUGGAUGCCCCCAUCCAGUUCCUGCGGCGCCUGGACCUCUCGGAGCUGCUGGCCCACAUCCCCCGGCAUAAGCUGAACACUUUCCAUGUGCGCAUGGAGGAUGAUGCCCAAGUGGGCCAGGGCGAGGACCUGCGCAAGUUCAUCCUGGCCGCGCUCAGUGCCAGCCACCGGAACGUGGUCAACUGUGCCCUGUGCCACCGGGCGCUGCCCGUCUUCGAGCAGUUCCCGCUGGUGGAUGGGACUCUGUUCUUGAGCCCAUCGAGGCAUGAUGAGAUCGAAUACGAUGUUCCUUGUCACCUCCAAGGGAGACUCAUGCACCUGUACGCUGUGUGUGUGGACUGCUUGGAAGGGGUUCACAAGAUCAUCUGCAUCAAGUGCAAGUCGCGGUGGGACGGCAGCUGGCACCAGCUGGGCACCAUGUACACCUACGACAUCCUGGCCGCCUCUCCCUGCUGUCAGGCCCGCCUGAACUGUAAGCACUGUGGGAAGCCCGUGAUAGAUGUGCGGAUUGGGAUGCAAUAUUUCUCUGAGUACAGCAACGUGCAGCAGUGUCCACACUGUGGGAACCUGGACUACCAUUUCGUGAAGCCAUUUUCUUCCUUCAAAGUUCUUGAAGCUUAUUGAUGAAAGUUUUGCUUUAUAAUAGCUAUUUUAUUGACAUUACUUUAUUACAUAUCUUUUAUAGGAAAACAUUCUGUGACUGUUUUUUCUUU